AGAGACUGCGCAAUGCUGUCAUGGAGAGUUGUUUGAGGGACUGCAGAGCCUGCAUUUAUGUCAUUUUUUUAGUUUAGCGACUUUCUCGUUUCCUAUGCACCUUGUACUUAAUUUUGGAAGCCAUGCGGCGGAGUAAAAUCGAAGUAGAUCGCUACGUUUCUUCGGUGCAGAGCUCUUCGCCUUCCCUCAAAGAGAAACCAGUGAAGGGGUUCCUGUUUGCAAAGUUAUAUUUUGAAGCAAAGGAAUAUGAUCUUGCAAAAAGGCAUGUCUCAGAGUAUCUCAAAAUCCAAGAGCGGGAUCCAAAAGCACACAAAUUUCUUGGACAGCUCUAUGAACGAGAGGGUAACGUCAGCAAAGCAGUGGGGUGUUACAAGCGCUCGGUGGACUUGAAUCCAGCUCAGAAGGACCUAGUUUUGAAAGUUGCGGAGCUGCUUGUCAGUCAGGAGGACUGUGACAGCAGAGCAGAGUUCUGGGUUGAAAAAGCUGCAAAGUUACUCCCAGGAAGUCCCUCUGUCUUCAACCUCAAGGAGCGGCUGUUGAGUCGUCAGGGGCAACCAGGAUGGAACCGCCUCUUCGAUCUUCUGCAGGCAGAGCUCACAGCACGUCCUGGAGACCCUCACGUCAAUGUGAAACUCGUUCAACUUUUCUGCCAAGAUGGACGCUUGGAUGAGGCAGUUAAGCACUGCCUGUCUGCUGAAAAGAGGGGCAUGCUGCGCCACAGCCUGGACUGGUACAACGUGGUGGUGCAGACACUUAAGGAGUAUUUGGCUCAGCCGGCCGUCUCGGGAAAUGAGAAGAUGUGUCGUCGCCUCCAAAGGGAGCUGCUGCUGUCGCUGUGCAGCCUCCUGAGGAUCACACUGUCGAGCAGUAGCCUGCAGCCCUGCCUCAAUGCACUCACAAACUUUGAUCAGGCUAUGCAGGAGAUGAGCAGCGUCGCCCCACGGCACCCAGAUGAUCUUUUUGAGGUCUUUUUGGAGAUGAGGGGUCACCUGUACCUGCACGCGGCCACCCUCCUCCUUAAAAUGGCCCAGGAGAAACAACAGACCUGGAGGGCAGUGGUGGACUUGGUUGCUCUGUGCUACUUACUGGCAUACCAGGUUCCAAGACCAAAACCUAAAAUGACCAAACGAGACCAAGUGGCGCCUCAGUUCUUGGAGCUUGUGGCCAGUGACCGUCAGAGUCAGGCGGGACACAUGCUGCUCAACCUCAGCGCAGACCCCACCACUCUGAUACAUGAGGUUGUGGAAGCCUUUGGAAACCGCAGUGGUCAGGACUCCCUGUUUGAGAUCCUAUUUGGACCACAAGUCUCCACAUCUUCAUCAUUUAUCGCCAACGAUGACAUCCGAUCCCUAACCACCAUGGUCCCAGAGAGCUCUCAACUGGCCAAGUGUGACAGCGGGUCCAUACUGUUGCACGGUGGUGACUUGCAACAUCUGAGUUGGCUGGGACUGCAGUGGACCCUUAUGGCCCAAAGAGCAGAUGUCAGAGACUGGCUUCAGCAGCUCUUUCCCAAACUCACCCUUGAAACUUCAAAGCUGGAUGCAAAUGCCCCUGAAUCCAUCUGCCUGCUUGAUCUGGAGGUGUUUGUGCAUGGUGUUGUCUUCUGCAGUCACUGUCAGCUUCAGGAGACGGCCAAGAUCAGUGCAGAAAUGAUCCAGCCUCUGUACGUCCCGCGCUGCCUUCCCCUGCCCCUCAUCCGCCUCCUCACCACCGACAGGCAGAGGGAAUGGUGGGAUGCCAUUUACAGCCUCAUCCACAAGAGGGCCGCACCUGGUACGUCAGCCAAACUAAGGACGAUUGUGCAGCACGGACUGAGCACUCUGAGAGCUAGAGAGAAGCACGGACUACAGCCGGCACUGGCCAUUCACUGGGCUAAAGUCCUCAAUCAAACGGGUGACUGCAUAAACUCGUAUUAUGAUCAGAAGGAGUACAUUGGUCGCAGUGUUCACUACUGGAAGGUCGUGUUGCCUUUAUUGGACAAAAUCAAACAUCGACGAAGCAUUCCUGAACCUCUGGAUCCACUCUUUAUUCACUUUCCAUCUGAAGACAUUCAGAUUUCAUCAUUGAAACAACUUGAGGAAGAAGCCCAUAUUGCAUUUGCUACACUUCUGGACAUUGAGGGUAGAACUGAGGAAGCAAUAGCCACUUUAGAAACCAUCAACAAUAUAUCAUCCAUUUGGCAUCUGGCCCAGAUCUAUCAGCGUCUGUCAGAGGAGGCCAGUAACGGUGUAGAGGAGACACAGGACAGAUGCAUAAUGUUCUUGAGGAAAUUCAGAGCCUAUUUGUCCAAAAUCUACAAUGCCAGUCCAGAGGAUAUUGACAAGUUGCCAGUGUCGAUGGAGGAAGUGGUAGACCUUCUGAAUGAUGUGAACCAGCAGCUGGGCAACAGUGGAGAGUCCAUGGAUGAAGAGGAGGAGAAGGAGCCAGAGAGCAGAGGCCCAACACACUCAAGUCCAGCUCAAGCUAAUGACAUCUCGGCAACCAUCUCCCACAUCAAGUUUUCAACACCAUCACCAAACAAAAGCAUCGUCUCUCCUUCCAGACGGCACCUGAUUUCUCCCAAGACACCUCCCCAUUGGGUGGAGGAUCAGAAAAGUCUUCUUCAGAUGUUGUGUCAGCAAGUCGAAGCACUUAAGAAUGAGGUCCAUGAUCUACGACACAACACACCAGGAGCUGCGGGUUCCCCUCAUCACAAACUCUACAGUGACAGUUAUGGAGCAGAUGGGCUGCAGGAGUCCUUCACACCUGUGCAGUCCUACCACGGGGCCCCCCUCACAGUUGCCACCACAGGCCCCUCUGUCUAUUACAACCAAUCACCAGCAUACAAUUCUCAGUAUCUCCUCCGCACUGCUGCAAAUGUGACUCCAACAAAGGGUCCCAUGUAUGGUAUGAACCGAAUGCCCCCCCAGCAGCACAUGUACGCCUACCAACAGCCUACUCAUACCCCUCCUCUACAGGCCCCGCCUCCAUGCAUGUACCCCCCUCAGGAACAAGUCUUUGGUGCCCCUCUACGCUUUGAAUCCCCUGCCACCAGCCUCCUCUCCCCAUAUAGUGAAGAAUAUUAUGCCCAGCAAACUGGGGCUGCUAACCCGUCCUUACCUGAGCCUGGCUACUUCACCAAACCAACAGUAGUCCCAGCACAGCCAAAAAGCAUAGAAGGAAAACCAGUGGAUUUUGGAAAGCUUUCAUUCGGCCAACAGGCACCUACUGAAGUGCCCAAAGUACCUAGUUUUGGUGCAGGUGUGGUUACCCAGUCCACCCCAUCCCCUGCAUUUAAAUUCAACUCCAAUUUUAAGUCAAAUGAUGGAGAUUUUACAUUUUCUGCAUCUCAAAAUAAACAUUCAGAAAGCUUGCUUGGACUACUGACAUCAGAUCUCGCCCCUAAAGUUGAAGACAAGCCUACAACCCAGGACCAACAGCCCGCACAAUCGAAUAUAUUUACAUUUGGCAACAAGAGCACAUCAGGUUUCUCUUUUCCUGAUUCUGUUCAAAGCACUGGGAAUAUAUUUGGGAAGGUAGACCAGCCCUUUAAGUUCGGAGAAGUGCCUAAGCCUGUUUUUGGAAUGCCCCAGCAAGCAGCCGAAGAGGCGAGAGAAUCAGAGAGCGACAAUGAUAGUAGUCACAUUGAGGAAGAUGACGAUGGCCCACAUUUUGAACCAAUUGUACCACUGCCAGACAAAGUAGAUGUAAAAACUGGGGAAGAGGAUGAGGAGGAAAUGUUUUGUAACAGGGCCAAGCUAUUCAGAUUUGACAAUGAGACGAAAGAAUGGAAGGAAAGAGGAAUUGGUAAUGUUAAAAUCCUUAAAAAUAACAUUAACGGAAAGGUGCGUCUUCUCAUGAGAAGAGAGCAAGUUCUCAAAAUCUGUGCCAACCACUACAUUACCACUGAUAUGCUUUUGAAACAUAACUCUGGUUCCGACAAAUCUUGGGUAUGGAAUGCUAUUGAUUACGCAGACGAAGAGCCUAAACCAGAGCAAUUGGCAAUUCGAUUCAAAACUGUUGAUGAAGCUGCACUUUUCAAAUCAAAAUUUGAAGAGGCGCAAAAAAUUGUGCAGGCAACACAAGAAGACCAGCCAAAGAAAAAGGAAGAAAGUUCCACAACUCCACGCACUGAUUCGCUAGCUGAGCAAUUUGCACCCAAAGAAGGGGAAUGGAGAUGCGAUGUCUGUUGUAUUACAAAUAAACCAUCAAGUGUAAAAUGUGUUGCUUGUCUAACUCCAAAUCCCAAUGCAAAAACAACAAAUGAGCAAGCUCCAACUGAGACCAAAAGCAGUCCGUUUACAUUUAAAUUUGGAACAGAUUCAACCCAGUCUAGCUUUUCAACCUCAGCUGGCUUUCCUGCAUCCAGUGAUUCACUGGCUAUGCUGUUUGCUCCUAAAGAAGGGGAAUGGAAAUGCGAGGUGUGCUUUAUUACAAAUAAACCAUCAACUGUAAAAUGUGCAGCUUGUCAAACUCCUAACCCUAAUGCAAAAUCAACAGAUGAUCAAGCUCCCACAGAGGUUAAAAGCAGUCCAUUUUCAUUCAAGUUUGGAACAGAUUCAACUCAGUCUAGCAAUUCAAUUUUUGUUGAUUUGUCUGCUCGCACCGAUUCACUGGCUGAGCAGUUUGCACCCAAAGAAGGGGAAUGGAGAUGUGAUGUGUGCUGUAUUACAAAUAAACCAUCAACUGUAAAAUGUGCAGCUUGUCAAACUCCUAACCCCAAUGCAAAAUCAACAGAUGAUCAAGCUCCAACAGAGGUGAAAAGCAGUCCAUUUUCAUUCAAAUUUGGAAUAGAUUCAACUUCUAGCACACCAGCAAGUUCAUCAGGAUUUUCUGAAUUUAGUGGUUUUGGAUUGUCUAUGCCAUCAUCUUUUACUUUUGGCACAACAAAGCCAGCCAAUGUUAUAGAUAAUUCUUUCUCCGGUUUUGGUUCUGGAUUUGGUAAAAAGUCCGACCAGUGGACAUGUGACACAUGCUCCACCAAAAAUGACACUUCCACUGAUGCCUGCUCUUCAUGCAAAUCUGUGAAAGGGUCGACUAAGGUAGAGACACCCCCUCAGCAAUCUGAAACAAAAAGUACCCCUGCUCCUAUUGCUAAAAAGGACAUUGAUUUGGCAGCACAGUUUGGCAAAAAGCUUGGUCAGUGGGACUGUGAUACUUGCCUUGUCCGAAAUGAGGCCUCAGCUCCAGCAUGUGUAUCCUGCAGUGCACCUAACCCCACCCCGUUCGACGCAAGGUUUGCCAAGAAGGAAGGAGAAUGGGAUUGCGACACUUGUCUUUUGAGAAAUAGUCCUUCAGCUCAGAAGUGUGUUGCCUGCCAAGCUCCACAUCCUAAUGCUAAAGAAAGCACAAAAACUAGCACAGCUGCUCCUUCUGCAUCUUCGUUUAGUUUUAGUAUAAAGUCAAAAUCUCCAUCAAACCAGCCGUCUUCAAGUGGAUUUACGUUUGGGAGUGCAGGCACCUCUUUUCAGUUUGGUCAAAGCAAAGAUAAAGAGAGUUCUAUUGGAUCUUUUAAAUUUGAAGCCCCACAAACAAGCUCUAGUAUUACAUCUUCUUCAGGGUUUUCCUUUUCAAUGCCAGCAGGGGGCUUCAAGUUUGGUACUCAAGAUACGGCAAAAGAUGCAACCGAUGCCAAGGAGCCACCCACCAGCUCUGCGUCUAGUUUCUUGAAAAGCAUUGCAGACAAACAUAAUGAAAACGAGGCUGCUACAACAGAACCAGCACAAAAGCCCAACAUACAAAAUUUUCCAGAUUUCACUAAAACAUCCAGCGGUGGUUUUAAAUUUGGUGAAAAAGCCCCUAAAGAGGGUUCUACGACUGAACAAGAUCAAAACCCACUUGUAUCCGGACAAACUGAUGCUUUUAGUUUUGCAGAUUUAGCUAAGUCAUCAGGUGACAGCUUCCAAUUUGGUGAAAAAGAUCCAAAUUUUAAAGGUUUCACUCGAGCUGGAGAACAGUUGUUCACCUCAUUUCAAGCCACUCCCUCAAAAACAGAAACUGCAAAAGAGGGUGAGGAUGAUGGCAUGUACAAGACCGAAGAAAAUGAUGAUAUACAGUUUGAACCGGUAGUCCAAAUGCCAGAUAAAGUCGAAUUGGUGACAGGUGAAGAAGAUGAGGAGCUUAUGUACUCCCAGAGGGUAAAACUAUUUAGGUUUGAUGCUGAUAGUAGCCAAUGGAAAGAACGUGGGGUUGGAGUGCUCAAAUUCCUCAAAAACAGCAGCAACGGUCGACUAAGAAUUUUAAUGCGAAGGGAGCAGGUGCUGAAAGUGUGUGCAAACCACUGGAUCACCACAACAAUGAAUCUCAAGCCUCUAGCUGGAUCGGACAAGGCAUGGAUGUGGCUUGCCAACGACUUUGCAGAUGGAGAUGCUAAAUUGGAGCAGCUAGCUGCCAAAUUUAAAACUGUAGAGCUAGCACAAGAGUUCAAGCAGAAAUUUGAAGAAUGCCAGAGACUUUUGCUCGAUAUUCCCUUGCAGACGCCUCACAAACUUGUUGAUACUGGACGGACUGCACAUCUUAUCAAGAAAGCAGAAGAAAUGAAGUCCGGGUUGAAGGAUUUAAAAAUCUUUUUGACAGAUGACAAGACGAAAUUAAAAGAUGAGGAAGCGGAGAGCAGUUUUGUAAUAAAAUCUCAAAACGAAACAACAGUACCAGCGCUUGAAUGGGACAACUAUGAUCUAAGAGAAGAUGCAUUAGAUGAUACAACCGAAACAUCAGUGUAUGCAUCCCCCACUACAAGUAGUCCAUUGAGAAAAAACCUGUUUUGCUUUGGCGAGGCAUCAAGCGGGUUUAGCUUCAAUUUCCAGCCACUGAUAAGUCCGUCAAAAUCACCUGCUAAGCUUAACCAAAGCAGAGCAUCAGUGGGCACUGAUGAUGAGGAUGGCGCUCAAGAGGAAGAGCGAGACGGCCAAUAUUUUGAACCAGUCUGCACUCUGCCUGAACUGGUGGAGCCAUCUACUGGUGAGGAGAAUGAACAAGUAGUUUUCUGCUAUAGAGCCAAACUUUAUCGCUAUGAUGUGAACCAGUGGAAAGAAAAAGGCAUUGGUGAUCUCAAAAUAUUGCAAAAUCUUACAACAAAACGUGUGAGACUUAUAAUGAGGAGAGACCAAGUCCUUAAGUUGUGUGCAAACCAUUGGAUAACGGCAACAAUGAAACUGGAGCCAAUGAAGGGAGCAGAGAGGGCAUGGGUCUGGGUUGCAAUGGAUUUUUCUGAUCAGGUGGAUGGUAAAAUUGAGCAGCUAGCCGUAAGGUUUAAGCUAGAAGACACGGCUAAUACCUUUAAACAGGUCUUUGAUGAAGCUAAAAUCGCACAAGAUAAAGAAGAGUUGAUGACACCAGUGACACCCUUAGAAACUUCUGUUACUACUACUACUUCUACUCCAUCCAAACGUGAUACUGCAGUUUGUGGGAAGGCAGCAAUCGCAAUACUAGAAGAAACAACAAAAGAGAAGAGCAAACCAUGUCCUGAGACAAGUCCAGCUGAGGGCCAGACGAUUUCAACCACUGUAGCCAAAACAGUCAUGUCUCCACCCAAGUUUGUGUUUGGAUCAGACAGCAUACAAAAGAUCUUUGGCUCUCCAAAAUCCACUUCGAUCACUGCAGAGUCUAUAACCACCAAAGCUAAAGGUUUUGGACUAACCUCAGCAGCAGCAUCGGGAGGACCAACAUUCACGAUACCAGAUAAUGCACCUCCAGUGGCAGAAGGAGGAAGUGGAGGUUCAGACGAGGACUCUGAUGUGGAGAUAGUGUAUGUGAGAGAGCCCACUGCUGAACAGGCAGCGCUGGCCAAAAAACUCCAACUCCCACUUACUUUCUUCUGCUACAAGAACGACCCGGGCUACGUCAGUGAUGAGUCAGAGGAUGAUGAGACCUAUGAGUCAGCAGUGAAGGCUUUAAAUGGUAGGCUGUACCCAGAUCCUCCACAGGAACAGGCUGUGGCUGCUCAAGAUGAAGCAGACUGUGUGGUUGUGUGGGAGAAGAAGCCCACCCCAGAGGAGGAGCAGAGGGCACUCAGUCUGCAGCUGCCCCCUCACUUCUUCUGUGGAAUCAGUCCAGAUAGUGACACAGACCACGACAAGAACGAAGACUUCGAGACAGAGGUCCGCAAGGCUCAGCGAGCUCUGGAUGCACAGUUACAAGGCACUACAAAGGAAAGCAAGAUAAAUGAACCUCCCCAGGCGGCGAGUGAACCUCCUCAACCGGCGAAUGAACCUCCUCAACCGGCGAGUGAACCUCCUCAACCGGCGAGUGAACCUCCUCAACCGGCGAGUGAACCUCCUCAACCGGCGAGUGAACCUCCUCAACCGGCGAGUGAACCUCCUCAACCGGCGAGUGAACCUCCUCAACCCUCAGAGGAGCAAGCAUCAGGCAGCACGGAGGCCUCCACAGUACCCCCUGUGUGUGAGGAGCACACUGCAGAAGAGCCCAAAGAGACCCAGAGUGAACCUCCUCCUCCCAUCAGCAGCAGCACCACCAGCACCAGCAUCAGUACCACCCCCACCAGCAGCGCCCCCAUCGACUUAUCCACCAAGAAGAGCUCAGAGCCAGAAACAAAUAACGACACUGCAGACGCUCAAGGUGACACCCCUUUGUUUGGCUUCAGCACAUCGAGCAGCUUUUCGUUUGCAGAUUUGGCCAAAAACACAGAUGGAUUUGCAUUUGGAAAAUCAGAUUCAGACUUCUCCUGGGCCAAUGCAGGAGCCACUGUUUUUGGGUCUGCCACACCCACAACAUCAAAGUCUACUGGUGAAAAUGAUGAAGAUAAUGAGGAAGAGGAGGCUCCUAAUAAUGUGGACAUUCACUUUGAGCCAAUUGUGUCACUGCCAGAGGUGGAGACUAAGUCAGGGGAGGAGGAUGAAGAGAUCCUAUUUAAGGAGCGGACCAAGCUGUACCGCUGGGACAGAGAACUGGGGCAGUGGAAGGAGCGUGGAGUGGGCGACAUCAAAAUCCUGUACCAUCCUGUAAAACACUACUAUAGAGUCCUGAUGAGGCGAGACCAGAUCCUCAAGGUUUGUGCCAACCACACCAUCACUAAGACCAUGGAGCUCAAACCCAUGAAUGUGUCGCCCAACGCCCUCGUCUGGAACGCCACCGACUACUCUGAUGGAGAGGGUGCCGUGGAGCAGCUGGCCGCUAAGUUCAAAACAGCUGAGAUCACAGAGUCUUUCAGGAAGACUUUUUGUGAGUGUCAGAGUCGAAUCGGAGAGGACGUGGAGGGCUCUGUUUCCUCGCCGCACAUGUCCCGUGUCCAGGAGCACUCACAGGACUCAAACCCUCAGGUGUUCCUUUCUGUGGAGGCUGAUGGACAGAACCUGGGAACUAUCACCAUCGAACUGUUCUCGCACAUCGUCCCCAGAACGGCCGAAAACUUCAGGGCUCUGUGCACCGGCGAGAAGGGCUUUGGGCUAAAAGGCUCUAUCUUCCACAGAGUCAUACCAGACUUCAUGUGCCAGGGUGGUGACAUAACCAAAAGCGACGGCACUGGAGGAAAAUCUAUCUAUGGUGACAAAUUUGAUGACGAGAACUUUGACAUCAAACACACAGGCCCAGGGAUCCUGUCAAUGGCAAACCGUGGCCGUGACACAAACAACUCCCAGUUCUUCAUCACGCUGAAGAAAGCAGAGCACCUGGACUUUAAACAUGUUGCCUUUGGAUGGGUUCGAGACGGCAUGAAUGUGGUGAAGAAAAUGGGCGAGCACGGCACAAAAGGGGGUGUCCCGGCGAAGAAACUAGUCAUAACCAAUUGCGGUCAGCUCUAGCCUUUCAAGUUACAUGUCAGAAAUUACACAGUAAUGCACUUCUCACAAAAUUAAUGUCAGGGGGCAACAAAUACAGCACAGUUCAUAAAGGACUUGGUACCAUUUUAAUAGAUGCAUACACAUUCUAAAUGGCUAUGCCAAAAUUGGGUGCAUAAGGAAAUGGUUUUUGACAUUGGAACAGGUGGUUUGUCAUUGUCAAUAAUUUUGACAUUGUUUGUAUAGUUGUACAUUGACUACUUUUUAUUGUCUGUGUUUUUUGUCUUUUUUGAACGUGUCCUGAGUUUGAAUGUGCUUCACCUGUCUCUUUCGUUGUUUAUAAGUCUUAAUCUUAUUGGUUAAGUCAGGUUAUCCGUAAAAAGCACCUAUUGAUCACAAUGUGCCCAGAAAUCUGCUAUUUUAGAUUUCAUUGAAUUUAUAUUUUAAAAAAAUGAUUUUUUUUUUUUGGUAACCUUGCUCUGAUGACAUACAAAGCACUGUUCAUACAGACUACAUGGUUAUUUAUCAUCAGGUGUUAGUUUUCUAAAAAAAAAAAAAAACAAACAAACAAAAAAAGCAAUUAAGGACAGAUUAUCAUAAUUUAAAUAGUGCUUUAUGUACCAGACUGGAGAUGAAUAAAGUUGCUUUUCAAAUGGUG
This is a messenger RNA of Boleophthalmus pectinirostris (great blue-spotted mudskipper), 10371 nucleotides long. It is a transcript of the gene ranbp2, whose product is annotated as RAN binding protein 2. Gene Ontology annotation, cellular component: nuclear pore; cytoplasm. Bases 123 to 9737 code for a protein of 3204 amino acids. The transcript is spliced from 29 exons. The record is from RefSeq and is a predicted model, not a curated record. Lineage: Eukaryota; Metazoa; Chordata; Actinopteri; Gobiiformes; Gobiidae. Gene Ontology annotation, molecular function: protein binding; peptidyl-prolyl cis-trans isomerase activity; GTPase activator activity. Gene Ontology annotation, biological process: protein peptidyl-prolyl isomerization; NLS-bearing protein import into nucleus.